Molecule: messenger RNA, 864 nt
Organism: Adineta steineri
Lineage: Eukaryota; Metazoa; Rotifera; Eurotatoria; Adinetida; Adinetidae
Source: the annotation of a GenBank genome assembly
AUGGCACAAGCCAUGCAUGCCAUGAUGAGUGGUGGUCCAUUACCACCAAAUUGUUAUAUUGUAGCAAUACCUAUGCAACAAGCUCAACAUAUGUUUCCUCAAUUACUGAUGAAUUAUACACCUAAUCCAGGUGGUUUAAUGAUGUUUGGUCAAAAUUCAUCUUAUUUCGGUCGUCCAUAUCCACCAUCAUCAUCAUCCGCUUCAGCAGGUUCAUAUCCAGACAGUCAACAAACAAAUGCUGUUGUACCUUAUUCAAAUUAUUAUGCACAAGGUUAUAAUCAAAAUUAUAGUUAUCCUCCUAGUGCUCAAUAUUCUGAAUCUGAUGGUUCAUCAUCACAACAAAGAAAGCCACCGAGUCGUACAAAUAAAAAGAAAAAUUCUGGACCACAUUCAAAUGUUUAUAAUUCAUCAUCAUUUGAUUCUUAUAUGCGUAAUUUAAGUUGGAGUCGUUUAUUUGAACGUCAUCAUACGAAAGAACCAAAAAAAGAUCAAGCUGCAUUAAGUUAUGAUCAAAAAUCGAAAUCAUCAAAUAAACAACCAAGUCAUUCAGAUAAUUCAUCAACAUUAUCAUCAUUAACAUCAUCUAGUUCAUCAUCAACAACAAGUGAUGAAACUAUUCGACGAGUUGACGUAUCAACAAAACCACCAUCUGGUACAUCAUCAUCAUCAAAACAACAAACUAAAAGUAGUUUACCAUUUAAAUAUUCAUCAGAAUUUAUUCCUGGUGCUGUUAGCAAAGAACAAGCACAAAAAGCUAAAAAAGAAUCGAAAGUUAAAAUUGAUGAUGUUUUUCUUGUUAAAAAACCACCACCAACUCCACCAUCAUCAACACAACCACCACAACAACAACAACAACAACAAUAA